UUAGUUGCUCAUUUUUGAUCCCGCGAAACAAUUUGAAUGGACAGUAUUCAAACACCAUUUCUUGUUUUCAAAUCUAACUUGUCCAGAGAAGCGCACAUUGAACUCCAAUAUUUUUUGAGCUUACAACUUUUGCAACUAUUUUCCUCGAAGUAGUAUUUCCCUAAUUUUCUAGUUUAAACUCCAGCUUUUUUAGAUUUGAUUUCAUUCAACUUUUUGAAAGUAAAAGCUAAUUCUCAAAAUGCCCCGCAACGAUAACAGUUUCUUUAGAGAACCUCUCGACGGAGAACUAAGUGAUGAUUUGGACGGCGGUGGCUUUGAUGACAACUUCGGCAACAGUGGCAACUUCAACGACAUAGGACUGGAUGAUAGUCUGGCCGGAAGUAGACCAGCCACUGCGACCAGUGUUUUAUUCCAGGCGAACGAUGACACUAAUAUGGCGGGUUACACUGACCCAAAUGCGGACCCCCCUCCCUCCUCUGCGCCCUCUCAGAACGAGCCUCGCAACCCCACCCGGGUGGUGAAGUUUGCCGUCUAUUUGGUCAUUCUGCUAGCAGUGGUGGCCAUGUGUAUGCUGAGUGCAUUCAUGAGUAUCAGCACUCUCUUGCAGACGAAGGACAUUCCAGCGACGACUUACAAGCAGAAGAAACAAACGGGUCCACACAAACAUACGGGAAUCAUCUUCAUGGCAAAGGGACUGGAUCUGAUCACGUGUGAGACUUUCAACUUCACCUCCCUGAAUAUAGACGAGCUCUUCAAACGACCCUUGUGUCAGGAGCGACAGUUCACCCUGCACUACUACGACGAGAUCCCCUUCUACCUGGAGUCCAGUCUCCACGAGAUGCUGCAGUAUGUGAGGAAGGAGCAGUCCCAACUCACAGCUGUCCUCAUCCGGGGUCCCGCAGACUGGGGCAACAAACAGACCACCAUUGCCCACGUGACUGUACCCCUGGACCAAGCUGGAACUUGGAGUGUCAUUCAUCCGGACUUCGAUGAAUUGUCAGACCGCUUCGCGGCAUCGAGUUUCGAGGGAGCGAUGACUCACUUGAAGUGGGAACUAAGCCAGGACCUGCUGGACGGGGGAUACUCCAUGAACCCAGUGUCCAGUAACUUCCGAACACUUUUCCUCAUGAGUGAGAAUGUGUUCAUGAACUUCGGAAAUGUCGACGCCAUUCGAUUUGAGAUGGAGAUUUCUCUGAUGGAGAGCAACAAGAGUGCCCUGGACAGAUCAGUGAGAGACAGGAGGGGAGGGGGGACUGACUUGACCCAACUGCAACACAUAGAAGUGCUGUACCAGUGGAAGGACAACUACUUCAUGCUCGGCGACUCACUGUGGGCAGUGACCGUGUGGGCCAUAGUGACAGUAGUGUCCAGUGCACUUCUUAUGGUCGAGAGGGGAUACAACACCCUCAUGAAGGCAUGGAACCAGGCCAAGCCGAAACCCAAACCAAAAGAGGACCAGGAGGCCCUGGUUGCGAACCAAGAGAACAGUAUCAGUCACGAUGACAGAGAGGUUCAGAGCAGAGCUACCAGCGGGGACGGUGCUGGCAAAGCAUGAACACUUAAUCUAAAAAUAUAAU
Messenger RNA from Symsagittifera roscoffensis, 1577 nucleotides. RefSeq lists its product as uncharacterized. The record is from RefSeq and is a predicted model, not a curated record. Bases 239 to 1555 code for a protein of 438 amino acids. The transcript is spliced from 7 exons. NCBI's taxonomy places the organism in Eukaryota, Metazoa, Xenacoelomorpha, Acoela, Convolutidae.